GAAAAAGAGAAAAAGAGAAAAGAGAGUGAAGAGAGAGAGAGAGAGAGAGAGAGGAGAGAGAGAGAGAGAGAGGAGAGAGAGAGAGAAAGCAAAAAAAGGGAGAGAGAAAAGAAACCAUAAAGAAAUCGAAAUUUCGAUGAAGGACCUUGCGAUAAAAUUAGGAUCUACCGAAAAUCGAACAUGGCGAUCAUAGAGAAAGAAUUUCUCUCUUUUAAUUUUGGUGAUGACGGUGAUUAGUUUAAUGGAUCUGGGAAAGAUUCUGCGGUUAUUAUAAAUGUAUAUGAUGUGUGUAUUAUUAUCGAUUGAGGUAAAAUUAUACCAUUAUCACGUUGCGUCAGUGUAAGAUAGUGUUCGCUAAAGUGCAAUGUUGAAUAUAAGUUUAUAAUGAAAUUGAUAUGCGUUAUCUGUUAUCUGAGGAAAAAUUGAGUAACGUUUGUUGUGAUUUUGUGAUUUUGUAUAAUAUUGAGGAAAAAGUCGUCUUUUUAAUUUUAUUACGUAUCUAAUAUUUGUAAUAUAAAAGAUAUUUAACCCUCAUUUAUGUUAUAAAUGAACACGCCAGCUUUUGGCUACACCCUUCAAAAGAAAAAUGUCGAAGGUGAAAGGAUCUUUAGAUAUACUCGAAAAACUACCGAUGUUUGUAUUGCGGUAGCUGAAAUUUUCUUUGGAUUAUCUUGAUCUAAUCUCGUGGGAAAGAAUCUGAGAAAAAGAAAAGGAAAAGAAAGAGUCAAAGAAGGUCUUGAAUGUGGAUAAUGGUGAUUAUCUCUUGGGAUACAUAGGAAGUAUCUUACCUACGGGAAUAACAACUAUGACACAUUCGCUACGCGAUUCUUUUUGGUUUGAUGCUGGAAUAUAUAAUGGGAGUACAACAACGAUAUCAACGUCAACGACAUCGACUAUAACGCCGUUCGUUGGCACAACCAUGACGACGAAUUCUACAACUGCUACUUUUGUAUACGAUCAAAAUGCAAUUGUAACCAAUAUGAUGUGGGAACUAUACGAUAGUUUCAAUCACGUACAACCGAAUUAUUUGUUAAUUACUCUUUAUGUACCGGUUAUCGCAUUAGCUGUCACAGCCAAUGCACUCGUCAUCGCCGUUGUCUUCAAGUAUCAUUAUAUGAGAAGUGUUACAAAUUAUUUUGUGGUGAAUCUAUCCGUAGCUGAUCUAUUAGUGACUACGAUUUGUAUGCCAGUUGCGGCCAGCCAAGCAGUCUCGAUUGUCUGGAUUUAUGGCGAAGUUAUGUGUAAAUUGUCCUCAUAUCUACAAGGUGUGGCCGUUGCUGCUUCGGUGUAUACAAUUACUGCGAUGAGUAUCGAUAGGUACCUAGCUAUACGGAGUCCUAUAGCUUUUCGACGAGUAUUCAAUCGAAAGAGUACCGUAGUUGUCAUAGUUAUUUUAUGGCUAGUAGCUUUGAGUAUCUUCGUUCCUCUAUUACAAGGGAUGACUCUUCAAAGCCCUGGGAUGGAACUUGUUAAUAUUACUUUUCAUGGUUCCUGGGCGCUAAAGGAGAAUUUUUCACGCAACGAUACACGCGCUUCCCGAUUGCCGCCGGCUUUCUACAUCUGUUCGGAAGAUUUGAAUCCGCUUGAUAUAGAGCCUGAUUUAUUCGGUACCGCCUGCUUUAUUCUAGUUUAUGCUAUUCCUGGUUUUGUCGUGAUAUUGGCCUACUCUAUGAUGGGUCGGACCCUUUGUGCUAGGAAACCGCCGUUCGAUUGUGACAGUGUCAAGGGUAGUGCUAGCUCUCAACAAAACUUCCGAUUGGUACGUGAGAGAAGACGAAUCGCUUGGAUAUUACUGCUUCUCGCAGUGCUUUUCGCCCUUUGUUGGCUUCCUUACAAUGUUCUUAGACUGCUCAUCGAUCUGAAAAUGAUCAAAAAAGGAAAAUCGGACGUCCUGUCCUACUGUCUCUUCCUAGGACACGCGAAUAGUGCUCUCAACCCCGUCCUCUAUUGCUUUAUGACACGCAAUUUUCGAAGAAGUGUUGCAGAGAUUCUUCGACGUGGAUCACGUGGAUUGGUUCGUCGUAAGCUACGUCGCAAAGAUGUUCAUCGAGGUACGGAUGAUGCAUGUGGUGGAUGUAGCACAGUUGGUGACACCAGACGAAGCUUUUUGCGUCAACGAAAGAUGUUGCCUGCAUGCUGUAUACCAAUGGGAGGCCACGAAACUGCAACGUCAAGCAGUGGUUAUAACAGUUUCUACAGUAAGCAGAGUCCUCAUCGUCGUUGUUACAUGUUGAGAAGCAUUCGAAGUACACCACAAAUGCAGUUAGAAUCAAAACCAGUAGACAUCAUUCAAGAUAGACAUCAAAGUUAUGACAAAAAUGAUCCAGAUGCAAGUCAACCACGACAAUGUACCGUUGUUACUAUGGACGAUCGACGUUGUACUUAAUCCUCUUCAGGUAAAUCCAACUCAAAAUUUAAACUUAAGAUUUACCGAACAAAUUUAGAACAUAUAUGCUUUAAUUGAUGUAUCAUAAUUAAUUAAUUCAUACAUUAUAUUUUCCCAUAAGUUUUCAAAAUCAAAAUUGGGUUUUUACAGUAAACGUUUUAAAUUCGAUAAAUCUUGAGAUAACUCGUCGUUUAAUAAGAAUCAUUCGAUUGAUCCUUAUUACCGAUGUUUAUCAAAAUUCAUGACGUGUUGUCGCUAAAUAUGAAUAUUAUAGAUUGCAUGUGAAAUGUUCUACGAAAUGUCGGACAGAAGCAGAGAAAAUAAAGACGAUUAGCCGUCUAGAAGGGUAGAAAGGAAUUAUUCUUUCUUCCUACCUUGAAGUUUUACGAUGUAACGUAACGUGUAAAGUUACAAGCUAUGGGCAGAGAAAAGAAAUUAACGCGAGAAUGAUCGGGAGUUUUAUGAGUUGUUCUUACGAAAAAGGAAACGACUCCCUUGUCGUAUCUUCUUCUUAUGUCCUAGCGUACUCCCUUUAUUACCGUCGUAAUUGUACACGAAAUUAAAGAACAAAUUAUUCGGAAUGAAGGGAAAAUCGAUCGAACGUUAGUAAGCAUUGAAAAUAUUUUCAAAUUAUUAAAAUUGAAAAAUGUGGAAAAUAAUUGAUAUCAUUUUCGUCGACAAAGACGAGAAGUGCUGUUAAUUAAAUUCCCUUCAAUGUAUAUUUACAUGAUUAUACUCAGAAACAGGCACGUAUAUACACAUACACACGCCCACAUUUUCACAUAUGCGUGCCCACAAAGGAACACAUGCACAGUGGAAACUUUUUUAUCUGAUAGGACAGUAUCGAUAAUUACGAACUGUUAUGGCUAAUCCAUAAUCGAUUAAGCGAAACUAAUUCGAGAAAGAAAACAAAUUACAGGGCAAAUAAAGUAAGGAGUAAGAACAAUCGAAUUUACGACAAGUUUUAAGUGAUAAAGAUUUCUUCGUACUACCUUAGAUUUUAUUUUUGAGCAAGUAUUUUAUACUCGUAGAGAAUAGCGAGUUUGCGGUAUGCUAACUGAUUUAUUAAGUCGACCAACUGUGCGAACUUAUUUUAUGUUGUUUACAUAUUAAAUUUUUAUUCCGAUCAAGUUUCUCGCCAUACAAAUGUUAUCGUGAAUAAUUUAAAGAGAGAAAGAAAAAAGAAAAAAGAAAACAAAUAAACCAAACGAAAAAAAAAAUUGCAGGUCGAUGUAUAUUUUUAACGUAAACUCUAUUACUUUCGAUCGAUCGAUGAGCCAAUAAAUACGACGAUUUAACAUCUUAUAGUGCUCGCGUUAUUCGCCGUAAAGUUUUCAUCCGAGCUUUUAUUGGUCAUGUGAAACGAAACCCGAGCGGAGAAUAUAUUGUUAUAGAUAGUAGACACUCGACGAACGUGUAUUGAAAAGAGAUUGCUAAUUGGAUUAUCGACUAAAAGAAAAAGAUAGGGAGGAAAAGAUACGGAGGAAAAGAUAUGGAGGAAAAGAUAGAGAGGAAAAGAUAGAGAGGAAAAAACAGAGAAAGAGAGAGAGAGAGAGAGAGAGAGAGAGAGAGAAAGAGAGAGAAAAAGAAAGGGAAAGAAUUUCGAAGAAAUAAAUAAAGAAUCAUAUCUGAUCUUGUAAUUAAUUGUAAGACGACGACGAUUUUUGUUACAAAAGCUAUUCCGAUGAUUUUUCUGAUUCUCGAUAAAAUAUUAUCGAUAAACUAUUAUACUCUGAGAUUCAGGAAGAUCAAUAAUAUUAUCUACUACGCAUCGUGUAAAUAUUUAUUCAUGGUAUUUCCGCUUCAACGAUACUGCAAGUUUGACCAUAACAUUGUAUAUCACGUCGAAGAAACGAGUUUCGUUUUAAACAUUAAUUACAAUGUAUUGGAGUAAUAUAGUGAAAGCUAAAGUAUCGACGAAUUUGGGAGAUUCUGUGUACUUUACUUUAUGUAAAGCAUAUCGUGUCGUGUAUUUUGAAUAAAGAUUAAUAUAUCAUUAAUAUUCACGUAAAA
Messenger RNA from Vespa crabro (European hornet), 4399 nucleotides. RefSeq names its product orexin/Hypocretin receptor type 1-like. The coding region runs from base 806 to 2386 and encodes 526 amino acids. Gene Ontology annotation, biological process: G protein-coupled receptor signaling pathway. The transcript has 9 exons. NCBI's taxonomy places the organism in Eukaryota, Metazoa, Arthropoda, Insecta, Hymenoptera, Vespidae. Gene Ontology annotation, cellular component: membrane. The record is from RefSeq and is a predicted model, not a curated record. Gene Ontology annotation, molecular function: neuropeptide Y receptor activity.